This is a messenger RNA of Sceloporus undulatus (fence lizard), 2474 nucleotides long. RefSeq lists its product as uncharacterized. The coding region runs from base 361 to 1341 and encodes 326 amino acids. Lineage: Eukaryota; Metazoa; Chordata; Lepidosauria; Squamata; Phrynosomatidae. The record is from RefSeq and is a predicted model, not a curated record. The transcript has 2 exons.
UGUUUUUCUCUUCAUGAAGCUGACAGUGAUAAGAGAUGCUGUCCUUUCGGCUCCUCUAAAAAGGAACUAAAGUGAGAAGUUGAACUUCAAGAGAGAGAGUAAAAGGAGAAAGAAAGAGAAAAGGAAAGAAAGUAAACAACUGCAAGACAAAGGGCAGAACACGAAUUGACAUCUGGUGAUUAAGCGUCCCUCGAAGUGGAGAGUGCGAACAUAAAGGAGACGGAUAGAAGAGUAGGAAACAGAACAGGAUUAUAAAGAACAACGUGGAACGAACCCAUACGAUCACAGUAAAGUGACAUCAAGACAACACAAUAAUACAAUAGACACCUUAGAAUCGACUAUAAGAUUAAGAAGACAAAAAUGAACACUAGGAAAACCAAGAUAGAAUCAAGCCAACAGAGAAGACCUUCUUUUGGAUCUGGCAGCUCAGAACAGACAGCUUUAUUGGAGGAACUAAAAACACUUUACUACGAAAUAAAGGAAGACAUGAAGGCGAUGAAGAGAGACAUGAAUGCUAUGAGAAAAGAAAUAAAACAAGAAAUACGUCAGGAGAUAAGAGCAGAAUUAAAAGACAUCAAGGACUCUAUAGGAAAAGUGGAGGAAGAUAUAUCUCGGAUGGGGAAAAAUAUGGAUAAGUUAGAAGACAAGACGGAAAAGAUAAACAAAAAAGUCAGUGAUUUCGAAAAGAAUUAUGAGAGAGAUCUUGAUGAGAGAGCACUGCAAGAUCUAAAACAACGUGAAAACUGUAUCAAAAUUAGAGGUUUAAAGGAGAAAGACAACGAGGACCUAUAUGAAUACCUGACACCGACAUUAGCAGAAUAUGUAGGAAUUGAAUUAGACAGUUUUGAGAUUGAAAUCAGUAAGAUGUUCCGUGUUAACUCUAAAAUUGCAAAACAAAAAAGGCUCCCGAGAGACGUUGUUGUAUAUUUUACAAGGAAAAAAAUGAGAGACCAGAUCAUUCAACUAAACUAUGAACAAAGUCUAGAAAUGGAUGGGGAGGAGCUUGUUAUUUUGAAAGAUGUCCCUUUGAGAAUCUUGAGAAAACGGAAUGAGUAUAAACCAUUGGCGGAGCUACUGAGAAAUAACGACAUUCCCUACAGAUGGGAUAGGCUAGAGGGGGUGAUAUUCAGAUAUAAAUUAGAGACGUUUAGGAUCAACUCUACACUGAAAAUGAAAGACUUUUUGAGAAAAUAUAAGAAGGAAUUGGAGAAAAGAAUAGACAACGAGGAAAGGGAAAAACAGAAGGCGAAAACGGGAGAAACACCAGAUUCAGAGCCUUGCAAUGAAGAAGAAAAUAAGGAAGAAGUUAAUGAAAAAGAUCCAGAAGGAAUUCAAACCUAAAGUAAGAAAGCAAUUAAGAACGGAACUAUCAAUAAUGUAUAGUCUGAAAAUACUAACUUGGAACGUAAGGGGCCUGAACUCCCCACAAAAACGGGGAAGAGUGAACCAUUUUUUACUAAAACAAAAAAUAGAUGUGGCUUGUCUCCAAGAAACACAUAUUAAGGGAAAAGAUGUGCGACUCUUGAAAUAUAGUAAAUUAGGUAAUGAAUUCAUUUCAGUUAAUGUUAAAAGAAAAAACGGUAUAGUGAUGUAUGUCAAUAAUAAAUACAAGGCAAAAAUGAUAUUCAAAGAUGAUGAUGGGAGGUAUUUAGGGGUUGAGGUAAUAUUUCCUAGUGGACCUUGUUUGCUGGUUGGGAUAUACGCACCUCUGGAUCAUAAAGAACAGUUUUUCAAUAUGUUAAAUGAAGAACUCUGUAAAACUAACUAUGGAAAAAUCAUGAUAUUGGGAGACUGGAAUGGAGUUGUGAAUCCAGAGCUGGAUAGGAAAUCUGAUAAAAAGAUAAAAAAGACUCAAGGCAAGUUACCGAAAUCCUUUGAUAAACUCAUUGAAGAACAAGCACUUUUGGAUAUCUGGAGAUAUAAAUACCACAACUCUAGAGACUUUUUUUUUUAUUCUGACCGCCAUAGGUCUUUUUCUAGAAUAGACAUGAUGUUCGCUACAAAAGCUAUAUGUAAAGAUGUUCACAAAAUGGACAUUAAACCAAGGACCAUAUCCGAUCAUAGUCCUAUAUUGGCAGUAUUAAGAAUAGGGAAAGCGGACUUCUCCUGGAAAUUGAACUUAAACUUGCUACAGAAGGAAGAAAUAGUGGAAAGAGGAAGACAAGCCUUGAAAUAUUUCUUUGAAGAAAACUUAAAAGAAGAUAUAUCAGUAACCACGGUUUGGGACACCUCUAAAGCUUUCAUAAGAGGCUUCUUUAUACAACAGAACUCCAUAUAUAAAAGGAAAAAGAAAGAAAAGCUAACUAAUUUAUGUAAUACAUUGCACCAAAAAGAGAGGGAUCAGCAAAAUAAUCUCAAGAGUAAAGUCAUUAGAAAAGAAAUCAAUACAAUUAAAAAACAAAUUGAGAUACUAGAGAACGAAGAAAUACAGAACAAAAUAAGAUAUAUGAAACAGGCGCAUUUUGAACACGCUA